Molecule: messenger RNA, 1185 nt
Organism: Miscanthus lutarioriparius
Lineage: Eukaryota; Viridiplantae; Streptophyta; Magnoliopsida; Poales; Poaceae
Source: the annotation of a GenBank genome assembly
AUGCCGUGGAAAUUCCAGGGCCGGACACGUGCCCAUGCGCCGCCUAUAUAUAAACAUACAUGGCGCUGGUCGUCCACUCCAGACGAGACGAGAGGAGGGAAGCACAAGCCAUAUUGUCGUUGCACGCCCAGGGUGGCGAACGCGGAGGGAGGAGGAGGAGGAGGAGGGCCGCCGCCGCGGCUCUCCGGUGAGGACGACGACGACGACGGGCAGCAGGAGGCGGCCACGUGGCGAAUUCUGUCGGGGUACGAGCGGAGCCGGGAGGCGUCCAUGAUGGUCGACGCGCUGUCCUCGGUCGUCGCCGGCGGGGCAGCGGCGCCGGCGCCGGUCAGUGGCCGUCACGGUCAGGUCUCGUCGGAGGGGCAGUGGUGGAGCGACUACUACGAUGGAGACGUAACGCCGCCGCCGACGUCCUCUCAUCCUACGACGCCGGCCGCUCACGGAGCAGAGCACGGGGCGGCAGGGAUUCCCGCGCAGCAAUCGCCUGCGGCGGCGGCGGCGUCACCGGGGCCGAGCGAGCAGCUGCCCUCGCCGUCCUCCACCGACUCCGCCGGCACGCCGCGGCGACGGUACCGCGGCGUGCGGCAGCGGCCGUGGGGUAAGUGGGCGGCGGAGAUCCGGGACCCUCACAAGGCGGCGCGCGUGUGGCUGGGCACCUUCGACACCGCGGAGGCCGCCGCGCGGGCCUACGACGAGGCCGCGCUGAGGUUCCGCGGCAGCCGCGCCAAGGUCAACUUCCCGGAGUCCGCCACGCUCGUGUCGGCGGCGCCGCCGAUGGUUCGUCCUCCGCCUCCGCCUCUGCCGCCGCAGCAGAGGCCCGAGGCGCUGCUGGAGUCGCAGGCGCUGGCGCUGGCGGGCGGCGACGGGGAGUACUCGGAGUACGCCAGGUUCCUGCAGGGCCCGGGCGAGCCACCAACGCGCCUCUACGACCAGGUCGCGGCGGCUCCCGCGUGCGCUGUCCGGCCGCCCGCAGUGACCGCGGCUUCCGGCUCGUCGCUGUCGUUCCCGGUGCUCGGAGGAGGUGGUGAGAGCAGCGGCGCGGUGGGACGUCACCGUCAGUGGUGGCCGCAGGGCAGCGGCUCCGCGAGCGACGGUGGGGCUGGGACUGGCUACGCGUCGUCGCCGACGGCGAGUUGGGAGGACUCUGGGUGGUGGCCGGCGCCGCCACGGGACCCGUCACGAUGA